AUAGGGUUUCUCUAUUUCCCUUCCAACUUCCCAAAAUUCAAAAUCUCUUCUCUGUCACCGGAAUUUCCCAAAAUGCAACCUCCGAUUUGCAAACCCAGACCUCAAAGUCACCUUGAAUUUCUGAAACCGCUUCUCAAUGACUCGAUCAAGCAGCUAUUGGUACAGUACCGGAGCGGACGAACCAAUUUCUCCGAUUUCGACUCCAUCUUCACUCGUAUUCUUAACGAUCUUCCCGAACCACCACCUCUCGAACUCGUCUGGUUCUACUCCGCCAUCAGAUUCUACUCUUCGAAGUUAGCUUUCCGGGAUGAUUCCGUUAGGUUAACUUCGAGUUUCUUCCAGCUGCUAGUUUCGUUUUCCGAUUCGUUUUCCGGCGUUAAGAAGGUAGCUCUGUUAUCUCCCGUUGUUUACCAGUUGAGUCAUUUGGUUAAUUCUAGGAGGAGAGACGCUUUGAGCUUGUUAGAAGGGAUUGUGAGCUAUAUUAGCAUGUACUGUGUCGAGGAACCUGGAGAUGAAGAUGAUGAUGUGUUGAUGGUCUCUGGUUUCAGUUUUGCUGAUUUGAGUCGAGUUUGGAUUGUGGAUGAAGUGGAAGAUAAUUGUAGAGUUGAGGAUUGUUUGGAGAUCUUCAUGCCAUUUGUUAGUGAAACUUUGCGUAAAGAGAUGGAUUCUGAGUCCUGUCGCGUUGGUUACUUAGCUGGAAUCGUCGCUUCUCAGGUGUUCUUGCUUAGUUUGUGCUCGAGGUUUGAUUUGGAGUUAAGUAGAUACGAGCUAGAAAAAGAUCUACGGGAAUUUGUGCUUCAGGUGAUUUCUGGGUUUCACAGUUGCUACUUUUUUGAUGUAAUUCUCAAGAUGCUGCUGCUGGAGCCAUAUCUGCAUCUAACUUCACUACUGGGUCCCGAAGAUGAAGCUAUUUUAACGGAAAUCAUAACAGAAGCUGUGAUUAAGUCAGCAGAGAAGCUAUUCCUUAAUCCUGGAAAUGGAACUUCACAAAGAAGUUUACACUUGGAGAACAUUGCUAUCAAAUGGUUGUUUCUUUUUGACAAGACUAUGGCUUCUCUAAGGAGAAACAAAGAUCAAGAAAAAACCAGCAGGUACAUGAGCAUGUUCACCAAUUCACGUAUUCCUUACCACUUGAUCAAUUGGGUAAUCAGUCAAGGUGAAGUGAUUAGAGAUGCAGACGCACUGAGAAACUUGACUCCCGCAUCCUUCAUUGAAUGGCUUGUAUCACUUGAAGAGCAAGGACUAAGGGUGUUUAACUGUGACCAUUCCAAAAACUAUGCCAGAAUUGUGAUUCAAAGGUCAAGACCAGAUCUCAGUCUCGGAGCCACAUUACUGAAACAACAAGAGGAGUUUGAUCAUGAUGCAGACAUGGCUGAUGAUUACACUGUGUCAUCUAUCUCAAUUCUCAGCAGCAACACAAGAAAGCGUAAAGAAGAGAGGCAUAAUAAGGAGGGAGAAACGAAAGUGAAGCUCUUCAAACAUAGACACAGCAACCUUCAGGAGAACUCCAAGUUUCAACCUUUUGUCUUCUCGGAUGGUUUGGUGAAGGGGACUGAGGUUGAAGUUUCAGACAUGGAGCUAUGAGUCUAAACCACUUGUAGAUAGUGAAAUCGGCUUAAUAUUGUCUCAAAUAUGGUAGAGAUGUAAGAAUGCUGCUGAAGUAAUUGUUGUCUAGAGAUUAUAACAAAUUCACUUUUGUAAC
Molecule: messenger RNA, 1702 nt
Organism: Arabidopsis arenosa
Lineage: Eukaryota; Viridiplantae; Streptophyta; Magnoliopsida; Brassicales; Brassicaceae
Source: the annotation of a GenBank genome assembly